GAUAGUCAUAAAGAGGAUUAUAUAAAUGCUAUGACUGAAUAUUUGAGAAUGAGUGGCAUAUAUUGGUGUUGUAACUCAUUAGCACUUUUAGGCAAAUUAGAUAACAAUCAUUCCUCAAUUAGAAAGCAAGAUGUUAUAUCAUUUAUCAAAUCAUGUGAAUGUUCUAAUGGUGGUUUUGCAUCUAGUCAGAACCACGAUCCACAUCUUCUAUAUACUCUUAGUGCUAUACAAAUCUUAUUACUUUACAAUUCAUUAGAAGUGAUCGAUUCUGAUAAAGUUGUUGCUUAUAUUAAAAAUUUGCAAAAUGAUGAUGGUAGUUUUUGUGGAGAUAAAUGGGGUGAAGUUGAUACCAGAUUUUCCUUCUGUGCAUUGGCUGCUUUAGCUCUUCUAGAUAAAUUGGACUGCAUAAAAGAAGACAUUGAUAAGAUUGUGAAUUUCGUAUUAAAAGGUCAUAAUAUUGACCAAGGUUUUGGUAGCAAGCCUGGUUCGGAAUCUCAUGCUGGCCAGAUUUAUUGCUGUCUCGGUGUUUUGGCCUUGACGGGAAAUCUUCAUUCUAUAGACACCGAAAGAUUAGGUUGGUGGUUAAGUGAAAGACAAUUGCCUUCUGGUGGAUUAAACGGAAGGCCCGAAAAAUUUCCGGAUGUCUGUUAUUCUUGGUGGGUGUUAGCUUCUUUAGCUAUCAUAGGAAAACUGUCUUGGAUUAAUAAAGUAAAUUUAACUUUAUUUAUACUGGCUUGUCAAGAUGUCGAACUCGGCGGUUUCACCGACAGGCCUAGGGAUAUGCCCGACCCUUUCCACACCGUUUUUGGUAUAUCCGGAUUAUCUUUGUUAGGCACGUAUCCCCGCAAUAUAUUACCAAUAAAUCCGAUAUUUUGCUUGCCACAGCAUAUAUUGCCUUCUCACCUUCAAUAUCAAAUAUUACCGCCUACUUAAAUUCUCGUU
Molecule: messenger RNA, 942 nt
Organism: Gordionus sp. m RMFG-2023
Lineage: Eukaryota; Metazoa; Nematomorpha; Gordioida; Chordodea; Parachordodidae
Product: geranylgeranyl transferase type-2 subunit beta-like
Exons: 9
Coding region: 31-933 (300 amino acids)
Biological process (GO): protein geranylgeranylation
Cellular component (GO): Rab-protein geranylgeranyltransferase complex
Molecular function (GO): Rab geranylgeranyltransferase activity
Source: RefSeq, a predicted model, not a curated record